This is a messenger RNA of Lethenteron reissneri (Far Eastern brook lamprey), 6194 nucleotides long. RefSeq names its product zinc finger protein 629-like. The record is from RefSeq and is a predicted model, not a curated record. Gene Ontology annotation, biological process: regulation of transcription by RNA polymerase II. NCBI's taxonomy places the organism in Eukaryota, Metazoa, Chordata, Hyperoartia, Petromyzontiformes, Petromyzontidae. Gene Ontology annotation, molecular function: RNA polymerase II cis-regulatory region sequence-specific DNA binding; DNA-binding transcription factor activity, RNA polymerase II-specific.
AUGGCGUGCACAGUGGCUUCCCCACUGCUUGAGCCGAGUGGGAACUUCCCGGCAUGGCUGAAGGCGCAGGGCGUGAACGCGAAGGUGGCCAGGGCCAUGAACUCGGAGCUGGGCAUCCGGGACUACGGGGUCCUGCGCGCCUGCGUCAGGGACGGCCUCGUGCGGGCCGAGCUGCUGGCCACGGCACGCGAUCGCCUGCCCUUCGGCUUCUACGCCGUGCUGCGGCAGGUGGUGAAGGACCUGCAGGAUGCCGAGCCCCACGAUGACGCUGGGACGCCGUGCAGGGACGACGCCGCUGCCUCCUCUCCCAGCGACGUGACUCUGGGAGGCCUGGUGGACGUGCUGCUCGCGCUGUUCAACGGCUUGAGUCGGGAGCUGCUGCUAUCUUUACAGAGGCUGGGCGACGUUAAUAAUUGGCAGUCUGUCGCAGCUCCUUUAUCGACAGCUGCUGUCACAUCCGAAGAUGUGGAAGGAAAAAUGGAUCAUGUGGAAUAUGGUGAACAACAUCUCUGCGUCGGUCUCCCUCAACUCGUCAUCCAGAACGUGACCUCAAUCUCCAAUUUAGGAAGAAACCUCACGUGCGCGGCAAAUGAUGGACCCUAUGCGCCGCAGCAGACAGCAGCUGAAACACACAGUGAAGAAUUUGCUGCUGCCGCCGCUUCUGUUGACGAGGAAACGUCUCGAUCACUUGCGCAGAGAGACACGACCAGGAGGAGGAUGUCGGCAAUCUACAGUCAGAUGCUCUCUGCCGACGAGGAAGAGUCCAACAAGCUUGAAAUUAAUAAACCCAAUCCCGUAGUGUUGCCUUGGCCAAAAUGCGUCGGAAAUAAGGCACACUGGUGUGAGCUGUGCGGGAAGAACUACUCAAAACCCUACGGCUUGAAGCAGCACCUGCGAAUUCACACGGGCGAGAAGUUGCAUCGCUGCGAGGUUUGCAGGCGCACCUUUCUGAAGUUGAGCAGCCUGAAGAUCCACGUGCGCAGUCACAUGGGCGAGAAGCCCUACAGCUGCGACUUUUGUGGGAAGUGCUUCACCUCAAAUUGCCGGAUGACGACGCACCAGCGAACGCACACGGACGUGAAACCGUACUGUUGCACGGUGUGCGGCUACGCCUUCAAGCGCCAAGACUCGCUGGUGAUCCACUUUCGCACGCACACGGGUGAAAAGCCAUACAGCUGCAGGGUGUGUGGGAAGGGCUUCGCCAAGGGCAGCGCCAUGAAGAGCCACCUGCGCACGCACACGGGCGAGAAGCCGUACGGCUGCGCGGUGUGCGGAAAGCGCUUCUCGAAGAACAGCUCUCUGAAAAACCACCGCUUCAAGAUGGCGUGCGUAGUGGCCGCCCCAGUGCUGGAAUCAAGCGGGGACUUCCCAGCGUGGUUGGAGGCGCAGGGCGUGAACGCGGAUGUGGCCCGGGCCAUGGAUUCGGAGCUGGGCAUUCGGGACUACGGGGUCCUGCGUGCCUGCGUCGGGGACGGCCUCGUGCGGGCCGAGCUGUUGGCCACAGCGCGCGACCGCCUGCCCUUCGGCUUCUAUGCCACGCUGCGGCAGGUGGUGAAGGCCCUGCAGGGCGCCGAGCCCCAUGACAAGACUCCGCGCUGGGAUGCUGCCACCACUGCCAUCUCUUCUGGUGAUGUGACGCUGAGAGGCCUGGUGGACGUGCUGCUCGCACUGUUCAAUGGUUUGGGCCGGGAGUUGUUGGUUUGUGCGCAGAGGCUGGGUGCUGUGGAUGGUGGGAAUAUUACGGCGACCUCCCAUUCGGCUACGGAUCAUGCCAGUCCCGAUGACCUGAUGGAUGACAUGAAUCACCACGUGGAACAUGAAGAGGCGGAGGAGACCUCAACUCGUGUUGUGGAGGAUUCCAGCACGAACCUAACAAUGCAGCAGAUAAAAACAGAGCCCUUUGAAGAAGAGGCGGAGGAGACCUCAACUCGUGUUGUGGAGGAUUCCAGCACGAACCUAACAAUGCAGCAGAUAAAAACAGAGCCCUUUGAAGACAAGGCGGAACAGACCCCAGCCCACACGCUGGACAACUCAAGUCCCGAUCAGACCAUUGACAGAAUAAAGACAGAAACACGUAAAGAUGAACGUCCCGUCGAAGCACGUCCGGGCAACUUCGCCGAAGGCGUGAACUCUGUGCGCGAUGACACCACCGAUGUCGCGACGACAUCUGUGGGCGCCGUCGCCAGAAGCCACUCUCCAGGGCCGGCAGCAGUAGUGCCAUUGCACGCCCAGCAGCCAUCGGCGAUCAGGCCUGGCGAUGGGGAGGCGAGCUGCUGCAAGCUGUGCGGGCGCACCUUCGCACGGCCGUGUGGCCUCACACGGCACCAGUGCCCCCAUGAGAGGCCGCACCGCUGUGACGUUUGCGAGCUGCGCUUCUCGCAGCACACCCACCUCGAGAGCCACAGGCGCACGCACACGGGCGAGAAGCCAUUUGGCUGCGACGCCUGCAGCAAACGUUUCUCGCACAGCACCAAUCUGAAGAAUCACAAGAGGACGCACACGGGCGAGAAGCCCUAUGCCUGCGCCGUGUGCAAAAAGGCGUUCUCGCAGAGGGCCACGCUCAAGACGCACAUGCACACGCACACGGGCGAGAAACCGUUCCGCUGCGAGAUCUGCAACCAGGGCUUCACGCAGAAUUCCACACUCAAGACGCACCUACACGUGCACACGGGCGAGAAGCCGUUCCGGUGCAAGAUCUGCAACCAGGGUUUCACGCAAAGCUCCAAGCUGAAGAUUCACCUGCGCCUGCACACGGGCGAGAAGCCCUACCGAUGCAAGAUCUGCAACCAGGCCUUCACGCAGAGCUUCAACCUGAAGGUCCACCUGCACACGCACACGGGAGAGAAGCCAUAUCGCUGCAGCGUGUGCGACAAAGCUUUCUCGCAGAGCUCUACGCUGAAGACUCACCUGCGCCGGCAUGCGGGAAAGAGCCCCUACCAGUGCGGCGUGUGCGACCGGGAGUUCUUGCUCAAGACUCACCUGAGUGCCCACCAGCAGAGUGUGCAUGCACGCGAGGGGGAAGUCCUGACGGUGCAGCCGAUGUGACGGCAACCAGUGACGGACGGGCAUGCCGUUUGUGGCUGCUGGUAGAAGGGGGAUCUUCGUGUUGUGCUCCCACCAGCUUGCCUUGGCCGUCGUCUCCUGCGCCAGAAUAUUGACUGGACCCUGAACAGAUCUCGCCUUGACGGGCAUCGUUAGUCAAACCCAGAGGCGUAGCUAGGGGGGGGCAGGAGGGUACAUGUGUCCCCGGGCGCCAAGGUAAAGGGGCGCCAAAAUGAGGCUUACAACGUUACAUUAUAACUUAUUUCGGCGGGCGCGGCAGCCUGAAACUACUGCACAAAUCUACACCUCAACCUAAAAGUUUAUAUAUCCCGCCACACACAGCCUACAUGUCAUAUCCCGCCACACACAGCCUACAUGUUGGUAUGUGAUUAAACGGGGGGGGCACCAAUUUUUUAGUUCGUCCCCUGGCGCAAAAUAUCCUAGCUACGCCACUGGUCAAACGAGAAUCAAGAGUUUAGCUCGAGCGAUGUGUAUUCGGAUUGUAUCGACAGGAACUCUUCAGGUCAGUUCCUGAGAAAUUUCCCGGCGCGUGUAGCGAAAAGUCGAACAUCGCAUCGAACAAGACGCGAUACAACCUGAAAAGACACCAUAGAGUUAUAUAACACAACCACAAAACUUUUGUAAAGUGUCUCUUUUGCUCUGUCAAUUUUUUUUUCAUCACAUUGAAGUCAUUUGGUCUGUGAGCCUUCUGGACCAACGUUUUCCAGUAGUUGCUAAUCAUGCAAAGGCUAAGCGGGAAAAUUACUCGACUGGUUUUAACUUCUCUGAGCUCCUCAGCAGUGUGAGGAACAAUUGCUGCUGGCUUGCAUGAUGUUGUAGGAGAGAGCUGUCCACUGACACCACAGGGCCAAUGCUAUAUGAUGUGAUAUACUGUGUGGGUUAACAUAUAUCUAUCAAUCGUUACAGUGCGUUAUACAUUUUGGCACAUUUCAGCUGUCACUUGUGAUUGCCGAGGUCUUAUCAACAUGUGGCGGCCCAUGUGACCAUGGAUUACGGUACCAUAGACACCUUCAAAGAAAAUAAAGUUAAACUUUAAGGCCAAAUGACCCGAUCCCACUGUGGUGAAGCUCACCAGACUUUUCAAACUUGAUGUUCGAUUGGGAUGGGCGCUGUUUACUGGUGCUCUGGACAUGAACUUGUAAGCACUACUAACCAUCUCACUACGGGCUUAUAGCAGAUUUAGACCAUAUUUUGUUAAUAUGCUAUGAAAUGCAUGGUCACUUGUUAAUAAGAGUGAGCCUAUCUGUACCUACCGAGUGGUACGCCCUGCAGCUGCAUUCAAGUUUAAAACACUCAAGUGCAUCCUACACCUGGACAAUAGGUAAAGUCGCUACUGUUCAGUGUCUCUGGGCACUACUCAGUUAAUGCCUACCCUCGUAUUACCUAAUACACGUGUGCAUCUCAAUUCAAAUCGUCUCCAUCGAGCAGCGCUCAUCUCCCGUUAUUGGCAACACUGAGCCAGUGCUAGAAUAAAAGUGUAUUUAUAUAAGAGUGGGAUAGUACUUCGAGGGUUGUUCACCAUGCAAAAUUGCAAUAUCACAUUGUCUUCAGCAGAGGGCGAUACAGAAUAAGUCCUGUAGUAUUUAAAAAAAACUUUUUUUUAAACACGCUUUAAUUAAAUGUACUAGUAAUGGAAGAACUCCACGACUCUAGGAAGUGGCCCCGAAGCUUGCCAUACCGUAAGGGACCGUGGUAAUUUACAGCCAACGUCAGUUUACCGUGGACAAUUGGACCCAAGCCGAAACAUAACAUAUAAAAAAUAAUGUUUACAAAAAUAUAUUUUAAUUGUGUUUAUGAUAGAAUAUAGUAUUGUCAUCAGUAUGACAUAAGUAUACCAAGUUUGCAGUCGAUACCACAUUGGGAAGUGGGAUAAAAUUGAGUUACAAGAUUUGAGGAUACAACAACAACAGACAGAGUGAGUUAAAUAAAAGCGUGUAAUAAUAAAAAUGCACUCUGCUCCCGCCUACACUGUAUGCGUCUCGCCUUCACCAAAAGCAAAUUGACCAGUAUGGUCAAGUAUGGUCGAAAAACCCCAACAGCCCACACGGCACGGAAUGACCCUCAUCCAGCAGGAUAUUGACAAAAGGGCUGGAUAGGUAACGGGGACAAUCUGUCCAUGGGACAAUCUGGGAUCACAAAUUGGUGCUUAUUUUAUUAACCUUCGACUCUUCGGGGGAUGGUGGUUUGAGCCGAUUCAAAUUGUGAUUCCGAUUGCAAAUCAUGCGCAUUAACCACAGCACUUCCCGGCUCGGUAAAUGUGGAAUAUUUAACUUACAAAUACAGAAUUAGUUUUACAAUGUAUUAAAUCCGGGCAUGCUUGGUAAAUUUUAGUUUUUUACUUUGUCAUAAUGUUCGUGUUUUCCAGUCUGCUGCACACUUAGCGCUUUAGGGAUUGUGGAUUACCUUUAAUGAAGUGCUGCCUCUGACCAAAUCACUCGGAAUGUGCCCGAUCUUGUUAGAUAUUGGAACCUAAGCAGAGCUAAGCCUGGAACACGCUUUGCCUCUACCGCAAUGGACCACAAGCUUGCAACACUACAUGCCUGAUUGUUAUUUGCAGGGCCUGACCUCGAAUUAAACUUGCAACCUUGCCUUUGAUUUUUUUUCAUUAUGUGGUGCACUUUAUAUGUGGGGCCUGAGUUACAUGACAGUGGAAAUGAAGAUUUUGCUGCAUUGUUGGUGUAACAUCUGCAAAAUGGAUAGCAAGAAAAUAUCUUAGAUGUGGCUGUGACAACAAACAUGAUCUCAAUUUCUCACUCUAUCGCCACCUGCACACAUCCCACACAUUUGUAUAAUCAUCUCUUGUAUCCCAUCAGGUUCACAUAGAUGCUUAUUCUGCACUUGACCCGCAAGUUCUCGCCGUCUCCCCGACAGACCUGGUCUUCACCUGAGGACGGCUGCUUGCGUUGUGGCCGAAACGUCGUGAGAAUUAUUUUAUGAUGUUUUAUUAUUAUUAUUUUAUUAUUUCCAUUCUACGUGACUUUACCGAAAGAACCAAGAAGAAGUUCUCCAAUAGUUUGCACAGCACGGUGCUGUGUGUUCUUGUUGUACCUGUUAAUGUAAUACUUGUCUACUUGUGUUGUAUACAAUGUAACAACAAAAAGUGCAUGCCAUUAAAGCUAACUGUAGACUUA